AUGUCUGCGACUUGGCUGACGCUCUUGUUCACGGCAUGGCUUUUGGGCGAAUGCCAGAGCAGUUCGCCGGAUGAAUUUGCUCCGCCGGCGACAAGUCACGAAGCCGGCAAAGUCAACAAUGUCACGCUGACUCCGCCAGGACACAGCGUCGUCGCACAGGGGAACGCACAGGACUUCGACCGGGACUUGGACCAGGACCCACUGACACCACAUGCGGCCCCAUCGUCGCAGCGGAAACUCUCGAGAGGCAAGCGCUUUGUGGCCUUUCCCCAGGGUUCAUCAGCAUCGGUGGCCGUCUGCUUCACCGUGGGCAUCAUUGGUAAUCCGUAUUAUGGCUACAACAGUUUCGGCCUGAAUUGGGGAGUGGCUUAUGACCUGCCGAAUACCACGUGGGUACUACAGAAUCUUCACGGAUUUGCCACGCAUCCUGUGGCUCCAGCAGUCCUGCGUAGAAGGUCGAGGAGCACCAUCUACCGGCAGAUCGAGGCAGUUGUGGAUAACAUGGGCUAUAAUGGACGUGACUGCAUCUUGAGAACCCUCUGCGAGAGUCGCCAGUACUUUCAGCGCACCAAGAUGAGCAUGGUGGGCGAGAUGCUUCGUACUAUAUUCAGCUUGCCAAAGCAGAGAAUUUUCACCCGGGAACUGCACGAGAAUGGGGAUAUAGUGCACUACGAUCAGGCAUAUCGGAAUGCCCAUACCGACGACUGCACCCAGUACAAUUGUCAUUUCUCUUUGCUGGAACUGGCAUUUGGAAAAUAUACCACACCGCCGAAAAAUUAUUACGCCUAA
Molecule: messenger RNA, 789 nt
Organism: Drosophila mauritiana
Lineage: Eukaryota; Metazoa; Arthropoda; Insecta; Diptera; Drosophilidae
Exons: 4
Coding region: 1-789 (262 amino acids)
Source: RefSeq, a predicted model, not a curated record